Messenger RNA from Cryptomeria japonica (Japanese cedar), 635 nucleotides. Its product is annotated as probable calcium-binding protein CML45. Bases 151 to 399 code for a protein of 82 amino acids. The record is from RefSeq and is a predicted model, not a curated record. Lineage: Eukaryota; Viridiplantae; Streptophyta; Pinopsida; Cupressales; Cupressaceae. The transcript has 2 exons.
AAGAAACCUGAAAUCUGGGGACUAUCUUUUUUAACCCUUUUCUUUUUGUCCUGUGCUGUGUUUCUUGAUUUAAGUCUAAUUUACUCAAUCGGGAAGUUAGCUAGUCAAUCCCAAGUCCUCUUGCUAGUCAAUCCUGCAGUAAGCAGGAAAAUGCUGAUGAUGAAGAGAGGAGUGUAUUUGUGCACUGUGAACACAAAGCACAGUUGGUAUAGGAAACAUGGUGACGAUGAUGAUGACGACGAUGAUGACGAUGAUGACGAUUAUGCUCCAGCUGCUUCAGAUUCUGCGCUGCAGGUGCUUCCUCACAUGGCCUUACUAUUUUCAUCACUACAGAGCCAGAAAGAAUACAGUGAGACUGCGGCGCUGGAGAAGAGUUUUUUAAAAAUGUCCUCAUUUUAGGGUUAAGGGAGAGUGAGUUUGCUCUAUGGAGCAUUACUACAUCAUAGUGUGAUCCACAUCCAGCCCAUUUUAUGGUUUAUUUUUGUUGAAUCAAAAUAAGAAUACAAAAAUUAAUCUUUGUUACAUUUUAUGGGUAUUGGAUUUCCAAUCUUUCAGAAAGCUACUUUAUUGAAAACACUUUGUCACGAUGUUGAUAUUAUUUACAUUUACUAGGCUGGAUAGGUCUCAAAGCUAUA